Molecule: messenger RNA, 3186 nt
Organism: Nematostella vectensis (starlet sea anemone)
Lineage: Eukaryota; Metazoa; Cnidaria; Anthozoa; Actiniaria; Edwardsiidae
Exons: 14
Coding region: 186-2453 (755 amino acids)
Biological process (GO): proteolysis; signal transduction
Molecular function (GO): protein binding; cysteine-type endopeptidase activity
Source: RefSeq, a predicted model, not a curated record
AUCGAGGAUGAUGAAAAGCGGAAGUUUUUUAUCAUGUGCUAAUGUCAGAGACUAUCUUAGGGAAAGUCCCUGUUGGUGGUUAUCUUAAGUGACAAUUCUAAAAAUAUCAUCUGUAGUAUAUACAUUGGGGGCACACUGCUCUGUGUUUAGUCGCGUAGGCGGUGUGGAGUUGCAAAGGCCCAGGAAUGGAUGAAAGACACAAAAACGUCCUAAGAAGCCUCAUCCCUGAGUUAAGCCAUGGCAUUCAAGAUCCUUACAUGAUCACAGGGUUCAUGUCAAACAUUUUCACCGAGAGUGAUUGUUCGGAAAUCAGGUCCAGCCAAACUCAAUCUGGGCCUAUCAGAGCUUCCGAAGAACUAGUUUUGAAACUAAUGAAGCGGGGGAAAAAUGCAUUUAAUAGUUUCCUGACGACACUAAGGAACCCUAAAAUAGGUCACAAAGAUUUGGCACAGCUUAUAGAAUCAAGGCUAGAUGAUGGACUGCAAGGUCACACAGGGAGAGAGGUUAUUUCUCGGGGUCCUUCAAGUGUUAGUGAGGCUUCCUCUUCCAGAGCAGAGACAACCCCACCUAACAGAGCUGAUGAGGCUGAAUACCCUGAAGUCCCUCCACCUAUUUCACAAAGGCAAAGAUGUCCUUUCAGUAAAGAGACAUUACUCAAGAAUAUCCCAUCAUCCUUGCGGGAUACCAUUGUGCAAACCCUGAAUAUUAAAACUGAACUUGGAAAUAACUGGAGGGGAGUGGCUGGACACAUGGGCCUCACCUCAGAGGAAGUUGAUAGAUUGGAUGACAGUGGAAAAAUGGACAGUCUGUUUGCCCAAAUGGUACACAAAAAUUACAAACUUCAAGACAUAGUUGACUUAUUGAAGGAAUGCGAAAGGCAUGAUGUGGUUGAAUCUAUAGAAAGCCAUCCGGGAUAUGAGGAUGUCCAGAGAGCAAGAACUAAAGAAAAUGGAAACAUGUUACAGGAACAAACAGGAACUGAAAGUAAAGGCAGCCUAGCAUUCCCACGCCAAGAGUCUUGUAAGAGUGAAGUUGAAAAAACAGAUGAACCAGAUGUAAGAUAUUUUCCAUCUGAGGACUCUAACCCCCCUGAUGAAGACAUAACAAGUGAAACUCCAGAGGAGAUGAAUCUAGAUGAAAAUGAUGUCUUUUCAGUUUACCAAAGGAGCUGUUUGUUGGUUGAAUGUCUUAACUAUGAAAAGUUAUCUGGUUUAACUGAUAUUGGAAAGGGGAUCAAUUCAUUGUCAGACUGCCUCUCACACUGGGAAGGAGAUCAUAUCAGGAUCAGGAACUGUAAAUCAGCUAAACUGAAUUCUAAAGUAAACCAGUUUGUCAAAGAUUGUGGGCAUGAUGUUUGCUUUGUCUAUCUGGCAGGUCACACAGUGCAGUUAAAUGGAGAAAAUUAUCUUCUUCCAACUGACAUCAAGCCAGACUGCACACAGGCAGAUCUCAUUCAGCAAUCUUUGAAUAUCAACAAAUUAAUACUGCAGCUCCACAUGUCACCGUUGCUGAUUGUGAUAGUAGAUGGCAGCCAUCACAUUGAGGGGAAAUUCCGCUGCCCUGGAAUUCUUCCUGGUCUUUCAGCUAUACCACCACCUCCUAAUGGUGUCAUUGCUUUCCCUUGUCACCCCGGCUCUGUUAGAGACCCUGAACAUAGAAGGUCCUACGUGAGUUCCAUGGCAGACAUUUUAAGUGAGAAUCCAGACAUUGAACUUUCUGAGCUCUUUAAGAAAAUCAAAGAAGUCCCAGAGCUGUGUACGUCAGUGGAGUUUUCUCUUGUUCCAUCACUCGCACCAUUUUGCCUCGUGCCAUCUAGCAAAGAUUCCAAGACAGACAUUGUCGGCCUCAACGCCAAACCCACAGAAACCACUUCAUGGCAUGCAAUUAUUUUCGUCAAUGGGAAAAACAAUCGAUACAAGAAUGCGACACAUGACUCUCUCCACCUGGAAGUAGCGUUAAAAAAACUAGGAUGGAAUGACGUGAGCACGCAUUGUGAUCGUAGAUCGGUGGAGAUUUGUGAAAUUCUUCGCAAGAAGCUCAGGGCGCUAUCUGGAAAGCCUCGGAAAGUCGUUAUGGUGUACUAUGUUGGUGCUGCUUGUCAGAUGGGGGAAGAUAAUGUUUUGGGUCUGGUAGACCAUGAAAACCCUCCUUAUACAGAUGUCUCCACCCAAUGGCUUAUCAACCUCAUGAGCGAAUACAUAUCAGGGCCCAAAAUUCUGAUCGUCGACGACCUCCAGACAAGCGAGUCAGGGCUUUAUGAACAUGUUGCUCCUCUAGAGUUUCUCAUCAGCCUACCAAAGAAGAGAAGAUCAAACAUAAAGUCUGAAGAUCAAAGCUACACAUUGCUGCUCAGCCAGAUGCUUGGAGUCAAUCUUGGCCAAUCAUUGAAAAAUAUCGUCCAGAGAGCCUCGAGGGCGCAGCAUCACGUGUCAAACAACCUUUUCUACGCUUAGAUUCAUGGGAUUGCUAUUUUGGCGGGAGAAUUAUGACGACGCCUCAUACAGAAAAAAUGACGACUGGGUUUUCUGAAAUUGUUUUUUAUACUAAUUGUUUUUAUAUUAGCUUUUACGUGUUAUGCCCAAGGCUAUAGAUGUAUCGUAUUUAUAAUAUCAAGAAACCCAUUUAUAGGAACGGGUCUAAAGUCUUUCAAAUCAAUAUCUAUAUCAAUGUACUAGUUAAACUAGUUAUUCAGAAAAGGAGUAUAAAUAUGUAAUUCUUUAUUGUAUUAAUUAAUUAAUAAUCGGUCUUUACAAGACAUGGGCUACGUCCGGGCUAAGUUCAAUGAAUCAAAUGAAUCAAUCGAUUGUUUCAUCUUCAUUUACAUGUAAUACGGCUCAUGGAUAAUACGACGUUUGAACUUAGCCUCAGUUCCUUUAGAAAAAUGAUUAUGUUAUUUGAAUUAUUACUUAGUUCAAACGUCGUAUUAUCCAUUAGCCGUAUUCAAUGCUAAGGCAUGCAAAUAAAUCGAGUCGAUUGUUUCAUCUUCAUUUGCCUGCAUUUGCAUUGAAUACGGCUCAUGGAAAAUACGACGUUGAACUUAGCCUGACGUAGGAUAAAAUUCCUGAAAUUCGAAUAGAAUUAUUUAACGCUCGUAUUGCUAGACCUGUAGUAACGCAUUAUAUAACAGCUGAAAUAAAGUAAGCAUUCAUUAAACAGUUAAAUGAAAUAAAUCAUCCGUCAUCCAAA